Molecule: messenger RNA, 1094 nt
Organism: Neopelma chrysocephalum (saffron-crested tyrant-manakin)
Lineage: Eukaryota; Metazoa; Chordata; Aves; Passeriformes; Pipridae
Gene: SLC31A2
Product: solute carrier family 31 member 2
Exons: 4
Coding region: 94-504 (136 amino acids)
Biological process (GO): copper ion transmembrane transport
Cellular component (GO): membrane
Molecular function (GO): copper ion transmembrane transporter activity
Source: RefSeq, a predicted model, not a curated record
CCGCGACAGCGACAGCCCGAGACAGCCCCGAGACAGCCCCGAGACAGCGACAGCCCCGGCUGGCACGGCACGGGCCGGGGCCCGACCGCCACCAUGCAGAUGACCUUCUAUUUCUCGGACACAGCAGUGCUGCUCUUUGACUUCUGGAAUGUCCACAGCCCCACAGGGAUGGUGCUGUCUGUGCUGGUGAUCCUGCUGCUGUCCGUGCUCUACGAGGCCCUGAAGAUGGGCAAGGCCGUGCUGCUGCGGCGGGCGCUGCUGGCACUGCCCCGCAGCCUCAGCCAGGAGGCCCUGACAGAGCCACAGGAGGGGGACACCGACCCUGCGCAGAGCAGGUGGUUCCGGUACCACGUUGGGCAGACGCUGUUCCACGUGGUGCAGGUGGUGCUGGGCUACAUGGUGAUGCUGGCUGUGAUGUCCUACAACGCCUGGAUCUUCCUGGGGGCCAUCGCGGGCUCCACGCUGGGCUAUUUUGUGGUGUACCCCCUGCUCGGCCGGGGUUAGACCCCCCUGGGGCGGUGGGACACGUGCCCCCACCUCCUGCUGCUCUGUCUGGAAUAGCUGCUGUCAAUUCUGCUGGCUCUGUCCCUGUCCCCUGUGCUGGGUGGGACGCAGAGCUCCAGGGACUUGCUGUGGGGCUCUCGGGGCUGGCCCCGUUGGGGGGGGGCAGUGCUGGGGAUGGGGAGCCCCACGGCCAGCACUGCCACGCUGGUGGCUGUCCCCUGGCUCUCAGGGACCUCUGGCCGGGUGCUGACAGCGAGGGGGUGCUGGGCAUUUCCUUCCCCUCCCCGUUUUUCGAGGAGGUUCAUCCUGGCUGGAACGGGAAUGGUCCGGUGACUUGCUGGGGACGGGGACACGCUGGGGACAGGGCCCCCUGCCCUCCUGCCCCAGAGCUGCCCUGCACCAAGCCCCUCUUCACACAGUGCCUUCUGGGGAUGCUGGGGGGUCCUGCUGCCCCUCACCCACCCCCCUCCUGCCAGUGCUUCAGGGAUGGGGUCGGAGCAGGCCCCGAGCCAGGGGGACAGUGCUGCUCCAGGCGCCUCUUGCUGCUUCCUCAGGACACCCCUUUUAAUAAAACCAUCUCAGUCACUCUG